Molecule: messenger RNA, 2083 nt
Organism: Ceraceosorus guamensis
Lineage: Eukaryota; Fungi; Basidiomycota; Exobasidiomycetes; Ceraceosorales; Ceraceosoraceae
Product: putative platelet-activating factor acetylhydrolase ib alpha subunit
Exons: 9
Coding region: 340-1689 (449 amino acids)
Molecular function (GO): protein binding
Source: RefSeq, a predicted model, not a curated record
CGAGGCGGUCGAGUAGCCACUUAGCAGUAGACUCAGACUACCAUCAUCAUCAACACCACACACCUGGAAGACAGCUCUUCGUGGGCAUCAGCACAUCGGCAAGUCCAUCAGCAACCCAAAUUUCACGCUGCGCUCAGCGGGUGAGCCACGGUUUCCGUGCGCAGUCUUGAGAUGAGACUGUGAAAGCACAUCCUCAACACAGCAGACUUUGGCCCAGUACUUCAUAUUUACCUCAUCCGGGAGUCGAAGCGGAGCGUCUCGCCUUGUGCACGUGCAUACAGGGGUAACAAGGAGCUUGUGUCAAAGGGUCCUACUUCGGUGACCGUCUAGAUGAGCAGGAUGAGCGCCGGAGCAACGAACGGCAUGGCGCCGUUGAGCAGCCUCACAAACAGUCAACGAGAAGAAUUACACCAAUCCAUACUCGAGUACAUGCAUAGAUCUGGCUUCGAGGAUGCUUAUGAAGCGCUAAAGAAAGACGCCGAUAUGCCAGACUUCUCUCCAAGCACAGCGCCUCAGAAGGUAGUGGGACUGCUCGAGAAAAAGUGGACCGGUACUGUGCGCUUGCAGAAGAAGGUCAUCGCGUAUGAGCAGCAAAUCACAAAUCUGGAAGCGGAGCUCAAAGCGGCGCCGACCGGAAGGAGGGCAGCUUCUCAGGCGGACUGGCUCCCCUCAAACGACCCGUCCCGCAUCUUGGAGGGUCACAGGAAACAAGUCAUCAGCGUCGUCUUUCACCCUACUUUCUCCAUCGUUGCUACUGCCAGCGAGGACUGCGAUGUCAAAGUGUGGGACUGGCAGAGCGGGGAAUGUGAGGCGACCUUAAAAGGCCACACGCAAUCAGUGAAGGAUGUGGAUUUUGAUGCAAAGGGACAGUUCCUGGCUACAUCUUCUGCCGAUACACAGAUCAAGCUUUGGGACUCAAAUAACCAGUGGCGCUGUACGAAGACUUUGGCUGGACACGAGCAUGUCGUCAGCGCAGUGCGCUUCUUGCCCGGUGGCGCGCAGCUCGUGAGCGCUAGUAGAGAUGAGACGAUUCGAAUUUGGGAAGCUUCCAGCGGGUACUGUGUGCGCACAAUCCAAGGAGGCGCUUGGAUCAAGUGCAUGUCCUUGGCUGAAGAUGGUCAGACGCUAGUCACAGGAGGUGACGAUCAAGUGGCGAAAGCUUGGAACCUCAAUAGCGCUCAGAGCAAGGCGGAGUGCAGGGAGCACGCACAUGUAGUGGAUGCUAUCGCUCUUGCUCCUGCUGCCGCAUACCCUGCCCUCAGACAGCUUGGGGGAAUGCCAGCAAGCAAUCAGAACGCGCCAGGAUUGUUCGCUGCAUCCGGUGAUCGAGAUAAGACCAUCAUCAUUUGGGACACAGCUAGCGGUCAGCCGGUCAAAAAGCUGCUUGGCCAUGACGGGUGGAUCCGUGGAUUGUGCUGGGCACCAAACGGCAAAUUCUUGCUCUCGUGUGCGGAUGAUGGCAAGCUGAAAGUGUGGGAUCUCAAGCAAGGGGGUCGAUGUUGUCGAACAGUAGAGAAUCCGCACGACGAGAAUGGGCGGUCUAGGUUUUUGACGAGCAUGGCUUGGGCUCGGGCGAAAGUGGAUGCUGGACCGCGACCGGAUGGCGAAUCGGCCACUGCCGUUGUGCCGCGCAUCAAUGCAGUCGCCACGACUGGCUCCGAUACGAGGAUAUGUAUCUGGACUCCAUAGGUACCGACAUGCGACGUUUGAAAUGUCCUCGCAAGCUUGCCUGCUCGUGCGACCUCGAAGCGUCCUCACAAGCUCGAACUCCUGCGCGACAUGAGGUGUGGCACAGUUAUUAGAUCACAUACCCGGGCCCGACUAGUCACUUUUUUGAAUGAACGGCAAAUUCUUUUGGGGGAAAAAGGGAGGAACCGACGAACGCGUCGCUUGCGCGUCUUUCUUCUCCGCCCUAGGCUCUCUUCACAGCCGACUGGACUCGCGCCGUUGCACGUGCACAGCUUGCGUGCGCUUUAGCAGUCAUCUCGGACAGAGGCCAGUCACCUCCAUGCACUCUCAAAGUGGCAACAAAUUUUUCUUUUUCUUUUUCAACAUGUAUAACAGUAUUGAAAUUGAUCUCCUU